Messenger RNA from Rubroshorea leprosula, 1588 nucleotides. The record is from the annotation of a GenBank genome assembly. Lineage: Eukaryota; Viridiplantae; Streptophyta; Magnoliopsida; Malvales; Dipterocarpaceae.
AAAUAAACCCUAGUUCGUUAAGUUUUUCAGUUGACAAGAAAUGAGAACACAGGCAAAGUCAAUGGCUUCCUCAUCCUCCUACAUGUCCGCGAGAUCAUCUUCUACCCACAGAAGAUUUGCUCAAACCUCAGCCAACCAGGCGGCUCCUGGACCUCUCCACCAUGACGUGGACCCAGCUCCAAACCCAAAACCAGUUUUCCGGUUCCUAGCAUUCGGGCUCAUCAUUUUUCUGGGAUUCCUCCAAUACUUCUUACCCGCCACCCAUUUCCGGGACCCUUCUGAUCCUCUCAGAAAAUGGAUUCCACUCAAUUCCUCUUCCUCUUCUUCAAAUUCGAGAAAUUCUGGUGAUGGAAGCUCCAGUUCAAUCUCAAGUAAUGAUGGAGAUGAUGGAAAGGUGCACGUCGUGUCAUGGAUUGAAUGUCUUGACCUUCGAAUGCUUGCAGUACUUGCAAAUUCAACUCUAUCAAACUCCAAAUAUCCAGAUUCACUUUAUUUUCAUUUCUUUACACCUGAGGGGAAUAAAGACAGAGUUUCACUUUAUAAGUUGAAAGUAUUAUUUCCAUACUCAAAUAUUGAAAUCCAUGGGCAGGAGGAAGUGAAAGAACUAGUUAAGACUGCUACUUCUGAGGCAGAGUAUGCCAAACUCAAUCUUGAGGAAAUAGCACCUUUUGUCAUACCAAGCAUCCACCAGUUACUGAGAAAAUUCAUUUUUAUCUCACCAAAUGUCAUUUUGAAGGGAAGGAUAGAGGAAAUAACUGGAGUUGGUUUAAGCUUGCAUGCUAUUGCAGCUGCUGAGGAUUGCUCUAAAAGAUUGAACACUUACGUUAAUUAUCAUGUUUUGGAUGCUAUUCAAAGAUCAGCCUCAAAGCCUUGGGUACCACAGACAAGUUAUCCAAAAGAUGCUUGUAUGCCUGACUUAAGUUUGCUACUGAUUGAUGCAAGAAAAUUAAAAAGGGAAUUUCUAGAGGCUAUCUUGUGGUGGAGUAAAGUUCUGAAUUGGAGUGAAAGGAAUGGUAAAAAGAAUCCAGCAAUUGCCUUGGUACUCCACAACAGAUAUCACAAGCUUUCUGAUUCUUGGUUAGUCAAGGAUUCAACUUCACAUGAAGUCACGAAUAUGAGUAUGAUCAUUAAUUAUGAUGGGCCCAAGAUUGCUUGCUCUGAAUAUGGAGGUGGCAUCCACAUCAAUCAACAAUCAUAUGAUGGAAAUUUAUGGAAGCAGUACCUUCCUCCAAAGUCAGAUCGGAUCUUCGAUGGCUAGCAUUUCACUUCUGCCCAUGAAGUGGAUAAGUUGAAUGAAAUUUGACUGGCCUUAUGCUUUGCGUGAAGUUCAAUGCAUAAAUCUACUGAAACUAUGGACUUUGUUCAUAGGUUUUACAUGUAAAAUGCCAAGCACAUUGCUAUUGUAAGAUGAUUGAUAUAUUUCAUGAAUGUAGACAUAACCGUUAUAUAUCAUUUCAGGAAUGUAAAAUGCUAAGUGCAUUGCUAAUUUCACGUAUUGUAUACUCUGAUAUCAAUGGGUUCUGAUGAUUGAUAUAUUUCAGGAAUGUAGGCAUAACUAUUUUUCCAUCAAUAAGACUGAAUCUGUACU